AUGGGGCCCCCCCGGGGGCCUCUGGGGGCCCCCCAGGGAGUAGACGAUCCCCGGAGAGAGCAGCGGAGACAGCAGCAGCAGCAGCAGCGGCGUACGCAGCAUCGGAGGCAGCAACUGGCGCUCAGCGUAGAAGCUCGCGAGAAAGGUAUCGAUCCCGGGAUCGAUCCGGCGAAAGGAGACGAUCCCGGGAUCGAUCUCCCGAGAGGCGACGAUCCCGAGAUCGAUCCCGAGAUCGGAAGCAUCGCCUAUCUCCUUAUAGGAAGGCUGCUUCGUAUCGUAAUCGAUCUCCUGUGGGGCGAUCCUCGUGGGGACGAUCCCCCAGGAGACGAUCUCCCAGGAGACGAUCCCCACAGAGACGAUCCCGCGGAAGGCAGUCUCCCCGGUGGUCUCCUUUUAGGCGGGACUUCAACCACGGGGACCGGGGCAUGCGGAGACGAUCCCAAGAGAGACGAUCCCAAGAGAGACGAUCCCACGAGAGGCGAUCCCACGAGAGACGAUCCCAGGGAAGACGAUCCAACGAGAGACAGCAGCCUCACCGUGCGAAGUCUUCCUGGGGGACCGCCCCUCCUUCUUCAAGGCGAUCCCAGGAGAGACGAUCCCAGUAUUGGCGCCAUUCGCCCCCCUCCAGGCACAACGCCUCUCCCCACAGACGAUCCCCUGCACGAUCCCCGGGACGAUCCCAGAGGAUCUCGCCGGGGCGGAGACGAUCCCCAAGGCGCUCGAGGUCUCAAGAUGGCCACCACACCAGGAUUGCCUCCCCAGGGAGUCGAUCCCCGAGGAGGCGAUCCCCGGGCAGUCGAUCCCCGAGGAGACGAUCCCCAGGCCGACGAUCCCGAUCCCACGAGGAGACGAUCCCACGAGCGACGAUCCCCAGGGAGGCGCGCAGGAGCUCAGCCACAGCCGCAGCUACAGCAACAUCAACAGCAGCAGCAACAGUGCUCCUCAGGAGCAGCAGAUGCUGCAGCGGCAACAGAGGCGGCACCAGCAACACGGACAGUGCCGAAGCGCAGGGAAGGGGAAGCAGCAGAGUUCACAGCGGCAGCAGCAGCAACAGCAGCAGCAACAGUAGCAGCAGCAGCGGGGCCAGCAGCUGCACAGCCCCCUGAUGUCCCACCUCCUAAUCUUCCUGAUGGACCUCUUGGGGGUGCUGCUGCGGCACUUCGUGGUGCUGCUGCUGGUGCUGCAGCACCUGCUGCUGCAGCACCUGCUGCUGAGGGUCCCCGGGUCUCGCAGCUGCCCGCAGCAGGUGAAUGGAGCAGACGUGGAGACAACGCACCUCAGUUUGCCGGCAACAGCAGCAGCAGCAGCAGCAACAGCAACAACAGGGAAAGGAGCAGCAUCAGACGGUGGGACCACGAGCAGCAGCAGCAGCAACACCCUCAGCAGCAGCAACAGCAGCAGCUGCAGAAGCAGCGACAGCAGCAACCGCAGCAGCAGCAACAGCAGCAGCAGCAGCACGAAUCCGCAGUGUCUAGCACGGCCAACUCUGAGGGCAUCUCUUGGGGCAGCGGGCGAAGGGAUGGUGUGGCAGCAAUGGGCUCAGCAGCAGCAGCAGCAGCAGCAGCAGCAGCAGCAGCACAGACCCACACAGAGACUGUCAGCCGCUUCGCAGUGGAUGACGCUGGUGCUACACGGCGUCAGUCGCAGCAGCAGCAACUUCAGCAGCAGCUGCUGCAGCAACGACAGGCGAAGCAGCAGCAACAACAGCAGCAGCAAAACCGGCAGCGUGCCCAGCAGGAACCGGUGCUGCAUCAGCGGCAUCAGGAAUGGCAGCGAGAACAGCAGCAGCAACAACAACAGCAGCAGCAACAGGAGCAGCAGCAGCAACAGAAGCAGCAGCAAAUGCUGCAGCAGCGGCAAUCACAGGGGGAGCAGCAAAGGAAGAAUGAAGAGCCGCGGGAAGGGGGUGAGAUGCAACCAUUGCGUGGUGCCUCUACAGCAGAAGCAGCAACAGCAGCAACAACAGGAGCGCGUGCUGCAGCAACAGGGCCGAUGAAAGAAACUACGUCUUGCGCAGCAGCAGCAGCAGCAAGAGGGAGUGUGGGGCCACAGGCUCUGUGCUGCUUCCACAGGGCACACGGACCCAGCAGCGUGGCGGCGUCGAAGCUGCCUUCAGAAGCAGCAGCAGCAGCAGCAGCGGCAGCAGCAGCACGAAGGCAGAGCAGCAGCAGCCAGAACGACUUCAUAAAACACAUAUUAAGAAACACUAAUAUGCGGGCGCAGCUAUCUUUUGCUGGAGGUGUCGAUUGGAGCGAUGCAUGGGAGGAGGAUUCAGCAGCAGCAGCAGCAGCAACAACAGCAGCAGCAGCAGCAGCAUCAACAGCAGCAGAAGACACGCUUGAAGAGAUACUUCGUCUCUGUAGCCAGACACAGCAAACAUCGAUUCCGCCUGUCCCCUCCAUCUACCCUCAGGCUGCUGCUGCAGAUAAAGAAGACGGGCUCUAUUCUGCUGCUGCAGCACCAGCUGCAGCAGCAGCUGCUGCUGCUGCAGCAGAACCAGCAGCAGGACCUGCAACAGAUCAUCUACCAACAGCUGCAGAUAAGGAAGCACAGCUACAGAGAGACAACUCAGGGAAGGGUGCUGCGCUCUUUGCUGCUGCUGCUGUAGCGUGUAGGCAGCUGCUCGCAGUGUCUCCUGCAGCACCAACAGCAGCAACAACGGCAGCAGCAUUGAGACCUGCUGCUGCUGCUACAUCUGGCAGCGCCCCACUCCCCAACAACCGGAACGGAGUUGGGGCAAACAGCAGCAAGGGGACAGCAGCAGCAGCAGCAGCAGCAGCGAGCAGCAACCUUCGCGCCGCAGCAGGGAAACCCAACCAGGCCUCAGGUGCAGCACCGCGAGCAGCAUACGCUGCAGCAGGUGCAGCACCGACUGCUGCUGCUGCUGCUGCUGCUCGUCUCGUACGUGCUCUUGCUGCAAGUGCUGCUGCUGCUGCUGCUGCUUCACCGCCACCCGAAACAGCGACUGAGGAAGCAGCAGUGAGAAUCGCUGCUGCUGCCUUGAAGGGAGUGUUUGCUCCGCGUUGCAGGUACACCCAGCAGCAGCAGCAGCAGCAACAGCAGCAGCAGCAGCAGCAGAACGGGGAAGACAGCAGCAGCUGCCUGCUGCAGUCUAUACCUAGUGCAGCAACUCUGCCUUUGUUCGCGGGCCCCAGUGAACGCAGCCAGACGGCAGCAGCAGCAGCAACAGCAGCAGCACGAGCAGCAGCAGCAACAGCCGCAACAACAGCACCAGCAGCGGCAGCAACAACAACAGCAGCAGCAGCAACAGCAACAGCAUCAGCAACAACAACACCUCCAGCAACAAGAACAGUAGCAACAUCACCGACAACAGCAGCAGCAGCAGCGGCACCAGCACCAGCGACAGCAGCAGCAACAGCAGCAGCAGCAACAACAUUAACAGCAGGACGGCGUCUGCCCGCUAUGUCUCCUGAGGAGGGAGGCUUAAUUCGUUCAUCAGGAGACACUCGAUUUGUUACGAGAGACACGGGGACCACUGGUCUGUUUAUUGCUUCGCAUGCAUUUGAGCUGGGGGGCCCAGCAGGAGCUGUGGGGUGUGUGCAGAUACACCCCAACGAGCCUGCUGUUGCUGCAGCAGCAACAAUCAGAGGCGACCUUGUCCUACUUGACUUAGCAGCUCUUUCUAUCCGCUCGUUGCUGCUGCCUCCCCUCCCCCGCAGCAGCAGCAACAGCAGCAGCAGCAGCAGGAAGGGGUGCUCGAGUUUAGCUUGGCUUGCAUCUCAGGGCCUCGUAGCUUCAGGCAGCAACGACGGCAGCAUUUGUCUCCACGACCCCCGCAUGCGGAGACAAAUAGACACGUGGAGGGCUCAGAGGGGACCUGUGCAGUCUCUCAAUGUUAUAGGCCCUUACGUUUGUGCUUCUGCUUCUUCUUGUGAAUCUUUUAUUAAUUUUUGGGAUCUGCGGGUGCCGCCUCGGGAUCGACUCGAUCCCAUCGAUCCCGCCGAUCCCCAGGCAUGGUUGUGGGAGUUGCUGCAGCAGGACUUCUCUCUUAUCUUGUGUCUCUCUGGUGCUGCUGUUUUUGCUGCUGCUGCUGUUGCUGCUGCUGCUGCUGCUGCAGGGCUUCUCUCUCACCCCGUCUGUGAGCUGUGGGAUCUGCAUGACACCAGCUACAGAGCGCAAAUGGCGGUGUGGGGAUCGUCUUGGGAUCGUCUCCAGCCUUACCCCACAACUCCAGGGAGACGGAGGAAACGAUCCCAACACGAUCCCCAGAAGUCCUCGCCUCUCUUCGCUAUGCCUGACUGUCUCUUCCCCCAGAUUCUGGCGGUGCAGACCCGCAGCAGCAGCAGCAGGAGCAACAGCAACAGCAGCAGCAGCAGCAGCAGCAGCUCUUACCGCAUUUUCCUUAAUAAUGCUUUUACUGAGGAGACAGGCCAAGCCAGUGGUGAGUUCAAAGAGACACCCCAAGGCGAAGCAAUGUCUCCUGAAGCAGCAGCAGCAGCAGCAGCUGGUGGUGCUGCAGCGGGUGCAGCAGAUGCAGGAGCUGCAGCAUCACUCAGCAAGAAGCCCCCAUGCGAGUACUCUGGCGGUGUUGCUGCUGCUGCUGGGGAUACCGGCGCUGCAGCAGCAGCACGAACAGGAGAGCCAUCAGCAGCAGCAGCAGCAGCAGCAGCAGCAGAGAGUGAAGAGGCCCUUAUGGAGUGGGCGCAGCGCGAAGCUGCUACCUUUGAGGGCCCUUUAGGAGGAGACAGUCGAUUCCCUUGCAGGGCCUUUUGCUGCUGUCUCUGGAGAGACAAAGUGCUGGGGGUGGGGGGCCCCAUGCAUAUGGGGGGGGCCCUUCAUCUGUGGGAUGCUGCUACAGGUUGUCUCUGUAGCAGCAGCGUGAGUUGCUUCAGCCAGCAGCAAAUCCGCUGUGUUGCUGCAGACCCCAGAGGAGGGCCCCUCGCACUUACAGGGGGCCUGUCUCCUCUUAAGGGUGGGGUUGUUGUUCUGUGGGCGUACCUCGCCCUUUCACAGAUUGAAGAUGCAGGCCUUCUCUGCCUUUAA
Eimeria acervulina is the source of this 5004-nucleotide messenger RNA. RefSeq lists its product as hypothetical. Lineage: Eukaryota; Apicomplexa; Conoidasida; Eucoccidiorida; Eimeriidae. Gene Ontology annotation, molecular function: protein binding. The coding region runs from base 1 to 5004 and encodes 1667 amino acids. The record is from RefSeq and is a predicted model, not a curated record. The transcript has 5 exons.